AUGAGGAUACACACUGGUGAAAAGCCUUUCAACUGCACUGAAUGUGGAAAAUACUUCAGAACCAAAGAAAUUCUUAAAGUUCAUCAGAGAAUUCACACAGGAGAAAAACCUUACGAGUGUCCUCACUGUGAGAAGAGAUUUAGCUGUAAACGUGGUCUGAAGAGACAUGUGCUUUUACACACCAAUGAGAGACCGUAUCAGUGCAGUGAAUGUGACAAAACCUUUAGGGAUUCAGGUUCAUUAAAAUCACACCAGAAUACUCACAUUAAAGAGAAACUCUAUCAGUGUUCACACUGUGAUAAAUGUUACGGUCAUAAAAGUCAUCUGAUAAUCCAUGAGAGAGUUCACACUGGAGAGAAACCUUACGUCUGCGCUCACUGUACGAAGAGUUUUUCUAAUUCAUCUCAAUUCAGAGUUCAUCAGAGAGUUCAUACUGGAGAGAAACCUUAUCACUGUAGUGUCUGUGGGAAGAGUUUUAGUAUAAACCAUAACUUACUACAUCACCAGAGACUUCAUACAGGUGAAAAACCUUUCAAGUGCUCUCAGUGUGACAAGACAUUUGCUCAGUCACGUUACUUACAAUCCCAUCAGAGAGUUCAUAUUAAAGAGAAACUUCAUCACUGUAAUGUCUGUGGGAAGAGUUUUAGUCAACAGACUAACUUACUAAAUCACCAGAGAAUUCAUACAGGUGAAAAGCCUUACAAAUGCUCUCAGUGUGACAAGACCUUUGCUAAGUUAGUUUACUUGAAAUCCCAUCAGAGAGUUCAUAUUGGAGAAAAAACUCAUCACUGUAGUGUCUGUGGGAAGAGUUUUAGUCAUCACUCAAACUUACUAAGGCACCAGAGACUUCACACAGGUGAAAAACCUUUCAAAUGCUCUCAGUGUGACAAGACAUUUGCUCAGUCACGUUACUUACAAUCCCAUCAGAGAGUUCAUAUUGAAGAGAAACUUCAUCACUAG
This is a messenger RNA of Paramisgurnus dabryanus, 960 nucleotides long. The record is from RefSeq and is a predicted model, not a curated record. Lineage: Eukaryota; Metazoa; Chordata; Actinopteri; Cypriniformes; Cobitidae.